Messenger RNA from Hyalella azteca, 3742 nucleotides. RefSeq names its product motile sperm domain-containing protein 2. The transcript has 10 exons. The record is from RefSeq and is a predicted model, not a curated record. NCBI's taxonomy places the organism in Eukaryota, Metazoa, Arthropoda, Malacostraca, Amphipoda, Hyalellidae. The coding region runs from base 558 to 2096 and encodes 512 amino acids.
UUCCUGGGUGGCUUCUGCCCAAUUUCCCACUUUAGGUUAGGUCUAUUGUCUAUGGUCAAUGAUGGAGUCACCCAUCAGCUGAUGAUACUGCACUAAUGCACUUAACUUGACACUUGUCACUAGACAGCAUUUAAUACUUGUCACUUGUCAGAACUAUAAUUGGUUGGUUUUGGCUACCACAGACAUGUAUAAAUAUUGUGACUUGGAUUCAAUUGCACCAAAAAGUUUUUGAGAUUUGUUUAUUAAAUUGAUCAUUUCUCUUGAAGGCUGGCAAGUUAACAUUUCCCAACCUCAUUCUAAACUAAAUUGUUCUGCAAUUAGCCAACUGUCUUUCCCACUUUUUCAUUUGUAAAUAAAUAUAUGAUUAAUACAAGAAAUAUAUUUCUUAAUAUAGAAGUGCUUAAAUUUGGGAAAAAAUAUCAGUCUGCUCACUCUGCUGUAUUCAGUCUAGGUAGACAGCAUUCUUAACUUUCAAUUCAAAUGCUAAAUUAACUGCCUGUGCUUUUUAUGCUUAGUUUUGUAAUAAAAUAGCAUAUCUGUAAUUAACAUUUGAAAAUAUGAGUGACAUACCUCCUGAACCAACAAAAAAUGAAAUUUCAACUUUACGGAAGGCUGCCCUUAAGAAGCUUGGUGAGCUAGGAAAUGGUGAGAUUGAUGCUCGAGAUAUCAAACGUCUCAGUGAAGAUGAUGACUAUGUGCGACGCUUCUUGAUGCACCAUGACAAUGAUCAGGCUUUGGCUCUAGAAAUGGUUAUUGACACCUUCAAAUGGAGGAAAGAACUAAGUGUCAAUGAUCUCACUCACGACCAGCUGAACAAGAAACUAAUUGACAUCGGCAAUUUGUUUCCACAUAAUCGAGACACAGAUGGCUUCAGGAUGCUCAUAUUUUCUGUUUCAAAGCACACCAAGGGCGUCCAUGAUAUGGAUGACAUGAAGAAGCUCCUCAUCUAUUGGCUUGAAAGAUUGGAAAGAGAGGAGUAUGGCAAGUGGAUUUCUGUUGUCUUUGACAUGAGAGACACGGGCAUGAAAAACAUGGAUAUGGAAUUCAUUCAGUACAUGAUCCAUUUAUUCAAAUGUUACUAUCCAUGGAUCCUCAAUAAUAUCAUUGUUCUUGAAAUGCCUUGGCUUUUGAAUGCCAUGUGGACAAUCAUCAAAGGCUGGCUCCCUCCAAAGUCAAUUGCAAAGAUCAAGUUUGUGAAGAAAAACACCAUACUAGAGUACGUGAGCAAGGAGCAGUGCCUUGUGGGCUGGGGAGGAACGGACGACUUCCAGUUCUGUUUUGAGCCAGAGCUCCCCCGACCCCUGCCCUGGGCAGCUCCUGCUGGCGACCAAGAAGCUAAAAAAGUCACGUUCUCCGACAGCGUCAUGGACGGCGCUGCUGCAGGCGCUGCUGUUGCCGCUGCAGGCGCUGCUGUCACCGCUACGAGCUACAAUGCAGUCGUUGGCGGCGCUCACCCCAUUACUGCCAGGUCGCUGGUUACUGUAUCCCCUGCUGAAGAGCUUGUCUUCAAUUGCACCCGUUAUAGCUGCUCAGCCAGCCUCUCUAUUUCCAACCACAACAACUUCCCAGUCUUCUUUAAAGUGAAGACAACGUCUCCUGAGAAGUUCCGUGUUCGGCCGUCUGUGGGGGCGCUAGCAGCAGGCGGUGGCAGCGUGACAGUGACAGUAAAUGCCAGCGACCCGACGACCCUGCCGCCCGCGCAGCUGGUCCGUGAGAAGUUCCUAGUACUGGCGAAGGACAGCUCCACGCACCAGGCCUCGCAGCAGGAGGUCUCCGACGCUUUCAAGGCGGGUACCGGCGGUAUGACUGAAGUGCGUCUGCGCGUGGGCGUCUCCUCGUCCACCGACUCACAGAACGGCACGGCAACUCCGGUCGCCCAGACCGAGGCUCAGCUCAUCAAGAAGUUGGACGAAGUGCUGCGCGGUCAGCAAGAUCUGCGCAAAAGCGUGGUCAUGAUGCAGCGCCUGCUGCUGCUCCUGCUGGUGCUGUCGCUGCUGAUGCUCUACUUCGCCUACACACACGGCGGUGCUCUGGACCGCUACGCGCAGCGUCUCACUUGCUCACAAUUUCCUGUCGACGAUCGUCAGGAGCUGUAGAUCGACAUGUUAUGUUUGUUCUGAGUUCAAAGCCUUUAUAUUUUAAGAUCAGAAGUUCUAUGAUAUAGUAUAGGGUGUGCUUUUCUGGAAUUAAGCUCUAACUUCCUUCUUAUUAGACGUUGGUUUCCGACCCUUCCACUGCCUUCAAUACUGAGAAGCGUUAAACGUUCGUAUGUGAACUCUGAAUGACUAUUUUUAAGAACUCCUUAUUUUAAACGAAUAAUAAAAGUGAUAUAUAUAUAUUUUUGCAAAUGAUGCUUUCAAAUGAUGCCAGUGUUUUGAUACCUCGCGGCUAAUCAAUGUGACAUUGUCUUUCACGUUUAAUCCUAAAGCGGCAAAUAAAUGGCUACAUCGGGUAGAGUAUGCGUUAGCUAAUGACAUAAUAGACUAUUAUAUUAAAUGUACAGUAUCAUUGUACCGAAUUUCCUUAUUUAUAACAGUUUAGUUGGGAAUGCAGGUCAUUUUCAGACAUCACGUACUAUGUGUGUAGUCUCUUUUCGUUUAGCGAUCAUCUUCGUUCUUGCUUUUGAUUCAUAAAAUCAAUGAUGAAAUGUUCGUGCAAUAUCACUAUAAUAGCGAAAGAAGUUCCUGUUGGUAUCCAAGCUUCCGGGUUCAAUUGAUACACCGUAAUGCGCGUUGCGAAACAUCGUCGCUUUUUCCUUGCAUUGAAAUUAAAAUGCAGUUUAGGAAACACUUUCAACUGCACUCAAUAGCUUCCGACUUGCCAAAUGUUUACUUUCGUAAGGUGAAAGCGUGUUUAGAACUUGUUUAAAUUGAGUUAACUGAAGCAAUGAUGGCCAGUACAGUACACCAUUACUUGAAACUAUUCUAUUACACUCCAUGACAAAUGUGCAUUUCAUGUACUUGUAAUUUCUUUGACUGACUUAUUUUUAAGUUCAUUUUAGAGAUGUGGCUAAAGGUUUAGUUAGUAUUAUUCCUAUGAGCAUAGCUAAGUAGAACAUAGAGUUCAUGAUUUAGAGAAUAUAUUUUUUUUACUUUCAUACUUUACAAUAAAUCCAAGAUAAUCUCAACUGAGCCCAGUAGUUAAAUUUAAUUAAGUGAAUGAAGGCAUAUCUUUCGCGUAUAGUCAAGAAGCUCUAGUCCUUAUAAAUACAGCUGGUAUAAGAGUGUUGCAAUAUUCCUGCUUCAAUAUAAACUGGCUUACGAGUGUAGCAAUAUUCCUGCUUCAAUACAAACUGGCUUACAAGCGUUGCAAUAUUCCUGCUUCAAUACAAACUGGCUUACAAGCGUUGCAAUAUUCCUGCUUCAAUACAAACUGGCUUACAAGCGUUGCAAUAUUCCUGCAUGAAUACUAUAAGACAUUUUUUUUAAUGAUCCUAGCAUUUAAGAUGUAAGUUUUUAGUCUGUCAAGGAAAUAUAUUACAUACCACUGGCAGACGGGCGGCGUUAGUAAAUUAAAAUGGUAUUCAAGGCCGUCUUCAUCAACAUUUUCGCUUUUACAACCUCUGUUAAUACACAAGACAGUCCGUUGCCACUUUGAGAUGAAUCAUAAUUCGCCGUUCAGUGUUAUUUGCUGAACUUUCCGGUGCAAUCAACGUGAUGUAUUAAAAACUGCCAAGUUUUUCAUCGCGGUAAUAUUAUCUUCAAUGUAAAAACUGCUGUGGGAUUAAUAAACUUUAUGUUGA